Molecule: messenger RNA, 927 nt
Organism: Stegodyphus dumicola
Lineage: Eukaryota; Metazoa; Arthropoda; Arachnida; Araneae; Eresidae
Product: neuroplastin-like
Biological process (GO): axon guidance; homophilic cell-cell adhesion; dendrite self-avoidance
Cellular component (GO): plasma membrane; axon
Molecular function (GO): cell-cell adhesion mediator activity
Source: RefSeq, a predicted model, not a curated record
CUGUACUCCCUUUUUUAAACAUUUUAUUAUAAUAUAAUCAGAUUAAGGAGCAUCCUAUAAUUAAUCUGAGUUCCAUUCGAAACACAUCAACAUUUUUCCAUACACCAUAAUUAGAAACUGCAUUUGUUGAAUGCACAUUGCCAAUCUUCAUUUCAUAAAUGCACCCGACUCAGGUCUUAACAGCAAUUUCAUUAGACAUUAUCUACUCAAACAGACGUCCACAUUGGUAAGCGAAGGCUUUCAAAGAAGAGAAGGAGGAGACAUUAUUUUUAACGCCAUUUCGUCAGAACGUUCUUCCCCGACGCUGGUAAAGAACUAAAAUAGAACAUUUUUCUACCUAGAUUGUAUCUACCAAAAUCUUAUACAGAAGGAAAGAAAAGGCAUAUCAUGAGGUUUCUGAACGGAAUAUGGUUUAUAGAUGGAUUAUUAUGAUUACAUUGAUUGUUUUUCUAAUUAUAAACAAAGACGAACAUGAUCAUACGAAUUCCGCUGACAUUGUUGCAACUUAUCGUCUGCUGUCUGAUCGUAAAACGUUACGACUGUGAAUCAGAUGUGAUUUACAAAGGAAAAAUGUAUGUGUCUGACGGUGAGCCUAUCAAUAUUUCGUGUAUUCGAUCUGCUUACGGAACACCAAAAUGGACUAGGAAUGGCCUAGCUGUGGAUCUCAAUGACCCUCAAUACUUUAGUGCAGAAGAAUAUUUGCCUAGCAAUAGAAUACGAAUGGAACUCGGCAUAAAGCAAACCUUCUGGGAGCACAGAGGUGAAUACAAAUGCGAUCCGUUGAGCAGCAGCAGCCAUAGAGUAGAAAUUGUGCCUUCAAAAGGUAAGUGAGAUCUUUGAUUUUAAGCAGCAUUAUCGAGUAACAGACAGUUUUGUUUUCAGCUAGAGUUUUGUUGCUACUAAACCGAAUUAUUUUAUAUACGUAUC